CAAAAUUAUUCAAUACAUAAAUAUUAAUAAUAGGUUUGUACAAUGCGACCACUAAAACGUAAAGAUAAAAAACAGAAGAGGAAACCACAUAAAAAGAGUAAAAUUCAUAAAACACACAAGAGACCACACAUCCUUAAUAUUGCACCGUCUGAUUUCGAUAUUAUCAAUCAAAUUAAUCGUGAUCAUAAAUACCAACUAAAAGACGUUAAGAAAACUUGGAAAGUCGUGCCAAAAGAUUCGUGUGAAGUCUACAAGGACCGACGCAGACGUGAAGAUGAACAGACUGUGUCUGAAAGAGAUACGGAAGGAAAUCAAAGAGAUGAUACUAACCAGAAAGCACAAACGAAGAGAAGAGUGAGGCGGCCUUUGAAAAGAGAUAGUCGAGGACGGUUUCUUCCCGAAUCUUCCAAAUGUUCAUGCUGUUCACGGACUCACUCGGAUACAUCUUACGAUACAGAGGCAUCUUACGACGAUUGAAUUUAUUU
Colias croceus (clouded yellow) is the source of this 485-nucleotide messenger RNA. RefSeq lists its product as uncharacterized. The coding region runs from base 43 to 477 and encodes 144 amino acids. Lineage: Eukaryota; Metazoa; Arthropoda; Insecta; Lepidoptera; Pieridae. The transcript is spliced from 3 exons. The record is from RefSeq and is a predicted model, not a curated record.